This is a messenger RNA of Ceraceosorus bombacis, 1041 nucleotides long. The record is from the annotation of a GenBank genome assembly. NCBI's taxonomy places the organism in Eukaryota, Fungi, Basidiomycota, Exobasidiomycetes, Ceraceosorales, Ceraceosoraceae.
AUGUCGACAUCUUGGGACUACUUGACAAAGGUGCGCAUGGCUUGACGUUGAGAGCGCACCAGCGUGCUGACACGAUCGUCUCGACAAUUCUUUGGCUCUAGUUCAUCCUCGUAGGAGACUCUUCCGUGGGCAAAUCUUCCAUCCUGAUACGCCUAACAGAGCAGAGGUGGUUAGCCGCGACGGAUCCUACAGUCGGAGUGGAGUUUGGAUCGCACACCUUUGAGAUUGGUGGAGAGCUUGUGCGGGCGAAUGUAUGGGAUACAGCGGGCUCUGAAGCAUUCAGGAGUGUGAGUCAAGGAAGCCAAAUCGCCAGGGAGACGAUCACGCGCUCGAUGCCGCGUCGGGUCUUGUCAUCAGCAUCCUGCUAGUCCUUGCUGCCUCACGGCUCAUCGGCAUCGUGAUCCUUCGACCACUCUUAGAUUACCCAAUCAUACUAUCGGGGGGCAGCUGGGGCGCUUGUGGUCUACAACGUGACACAUCGAGACUCAUUCUUGCAUGCUGCUGAAUGGUUGCGAGACGUUCGGUCUCUAGCAGAGGACAGCGUGACGAUCAUACUGGUCGGUAACAUGGUGGACCUAGCGGAGGAGCAGGGUCGGCAGGUGACCACCGAAGAGGGGGAAGACCUCGCCAAGCGGGAAGGGUGAGCGCCGACACGAUGGACGAGGUGCAGUUGGCUCGCGCGUGCUGACGGAUGGCAAAACGCUGCAGAUUGCUCUUUGUGGAGACGUCAGCCAAGACGGGAAAGGUGAGCGGACAAGGCGAUCGAGUGGAUUUGAGCGGAUCAGCUGAUUUACCGGUGUAAUUUUUGGUCUCUGUCAGAAUGUGGAAGAAGCAUUCAAGAUGGCAGCCACAGAGAUACAUCGCAAAUUUAUCGAGGCGAGGGAUCGAGCAGAUGCGUCGGGCGCUGGCAGCUUGAUGAAGAGGGGAGGACGCUCUGCUGCGGCCGCGGCUGCCGCUGCUGCCGGUCAUGACGAUGUUCGAGUGUCGGGAUCUAGGCCUGGUGAUGGUGCGGACGGCAAAGGGUGCUGUUCGGUAAUGUGA